Molecule: messenger RNA, 1686 nt
Organism: Saccharomyces eubayanus
Lineage: Eukaryota; Fungi; Ascomycota; Saccharomycetes; Saccharomycetales; Saccharomycetaceae
Gene: LCB2
Product: serine C-palmitoyltransferase LCB2
Exons: 1
Coding region: 1-1686 (561 amino acids)
Biological process (GO): ceramide biosynthetic process; sphingosine biosynthetic process
Cellular component (GO): serine palmitoyltransferase complex
Molecular function (GO): serine C-palmitoyltransferase activity; pyridoxal phosphate binding
Source: RefSeq, a predicted model, not a curated record
AUGAGCACCCCUGCAAACUAUACACGUGUUCCUUUGUGUGAGCCAGAGAACCUGCCAGCAGAUAUACAAAGAGAAAACGAAUAUGGUACACUAGACUCUACGGACCAUUUAUAUCAGGUCAUACAACGUGAUGGUAAACCAUUGACAGAACCGAUUAUUGACACUCCACCCUAUUAUGUUUCUCUGCUGACGUAUCUAAAUUAUUUGCUUUUGAUCAUACUGGGCCACAUUCAUGAUUUCUUAGGUAUGACUUUCCAAAAGAGCAGACAUUUAGAUCUUUUAGAACGUGACGGGCUUGCUCCUUGGUAUUCAAACUUCGAGAGUUUUUACGUCAGAAGAAUUAAAAUGAGAAUCGACGAUUGUUUCUCUAGACCAACUACUGGUGUUCCAGGGAGAUUCAUUCGUUGUAUUGAUAGAAUCUCUCAUGAUAUAAACGAGUAUUUUACAUACUCAGGCGCAGUAUACCAAUGUAUGAACUUAUCUUCCUAUAAUUAUUUAGGUUUUGCCCAGAGCAAGGGUCAAUGUACUGAUGCUGCUUUGGAAUGCGUCGAUAAAUACUCCAUUCAAUCUGGUGGUCCAAGGACUCAAGUUGGUACUACAGACUUGCACAUUAAGGCUGAAAAGUUAGUCGCAAAAUUUGUUGGUAAAGAAGAUGCUAUGAUAUUUUCGAUGGGUUAUGGUACAAACGCAAAUUUGUUUAAUGCAUUUCUAGAUAAAAAGUGUUUAGUCAUCUCCGAUGAACUAAACCACACAUCUAUUAGAACUGGUGUUAGAUUAUCGGGUAGUGCUGUGAGAACUUUCAAGCAUGGUGAUAUGGUGGGAUUAGAGAAACUUAUCAGAGAACAAAUAGUACUUGGUCAACCAAAGACCAAUCGUCCAUGGAAGAAAAUCUUAAUUUGUGUCGAAGGGUUGUUCUCUAUGGAAGGUACGUUAUGUAAUCUGCCCAAGUUAGUAGAACUGAAAAAGAAAUACAAAUGUUACCUAUUUGUCGAUGAAGCGCAUUCAAUAGGUGCCAUGGGUCCAACAGGUCGUGGUGUCUGUGAGAUUUUCGGUAUUGACCCCAAGGAUGUUGAUAUUUUAAUGGGUACUUUCACCAAAUCAUUUGGUGCUGCUGGUGGUUAUAUUGCUGCUGAUAAGUUUAUCAUCAAUAGAUUAAGACUGGAUUUAUCUACUACAAGUUAUAGUGAAUCGAUGCCAGCUCCUGUUCUAGCUCAAACUAUUUCUUCAUUGCAAACCAUUAGUGGUGAACUGUGUCCAGGCCAAGGCGCAGAGAGAUUGCAGCGUAUUGCCUUCAACUCCCGUUACCUGCGUUUAGCUUUGCAAAGAUUAGGAUUCAUUGUGUAUGGUGUGGCCGACUCACCAGUCAUUCCACUUUUGUUAUAUUGUCCCUCAAAAAUGCCUGCAUUUUCGAGAAUGAUGUUACAGAGAAGGAUUGCUGUUGUCGUUGUUGCAUACCCUGCUACUCCGUUAAUUGAAUCAAGAGUUAGAUUCUGUAUGUCAGCGUCUUUGACUAAAGAAGAUAUCGACUAUUUAUUGCGUCAUGUUGAUGAGGUCGGUGAAAAAUUGAAUCUGAAGUCAAAUUCAGGUAAAUCAAGUUAUGACGGCAAGCGUCAAAGAUGGGACAUUGAAGAAGUCAUAAGAAGAACACCUCACGACUGUAAGGACGAUAAAUACUUUGUUAAUUAA